Pangasianodon hypophthalmus (striped catfish) is the source of this 1084-nucleotide messenger RNA. Its product is annotated as zf-DHHC domain-containing protein. Lineage: Eukaryota; Metazoa; Chordata; Actinopteri; Siluriformes; Pangasiidae. Gene Ontology annotation, molecular function: palmitoyltransferase activity. The transcript has 9 exons. The coding region runs from base 55 to 948 and encodes 297 amino acids. The record is from RefSeq and is a predicted model, not a curated record.
AUUGGACCAUGAACUACGUCAUCCAGCCCAAACCCGGAAGUUGGGAAUGGUAAGAUGGCGCUACUGCGCUGUCGGCGAGACCCGUGCGGGUUUAUCUGUCUCAUUCUGACUUAUUUUAGCGUAUUUUACGCCGACUACGUUGUUAUCCAGUAUGUACUGAUCCCAGCUUACUCUGGAAGUGUAUGGUGCACACUUCAUGGAUCUGUCUUUAAUGUCAUAUUACUGCUGCUUCUGGCUUGUCAUUCGAAAGCUGUGUUCUCUGACCCAGGUAUGGUUCCUCUUCCUGAGACAGCCAUUGAUUUCUCAGACUUGAGGUCUCAGUCCAGCCGUGUGAAUGACAGGGGUUGUGAAGGCUGGACUGUGUGUAGUCGUUGUGAAACAUAUCGUCCUCCUCGUGCACAUCACUGCCGAGUGUGUCAGCGUUGCAUCAGACGCAUGGAUCACCACUGCCCAUGGAUCAAUAAUUGUGUUGGAGAACUCAACCAGAAGUACUUCAUCCAAUUUCUCUUUUAUACUGGCAUGGCCAGCCUGUACUCCAUGGCUCUGGUGGUGUCGGCAUGGGUGUGGCGGAUACGGAGUGAAAGAGAUGGAGAUGGAGAAAAAGGUGAAGAGGAUGUUCCCAGUAAGCAUCUAAUAGUGGCACAUUACAUCAUCUUGUUAGUGGAGUCCAUUCUGUUUGGCGUUUUUGUCCUGGUGAUAUUUUAUGACCAGCUGGUGUCCAUUAUAACAGAUGAGACACCCAUUGAGCAGAUGAGAAACAGACUGAUGAAGGACAGACCCAACAGCGGGCAGUCAGUGCACACGACACACACCCGAAAACCUAAAGUUGCAUUGCUGAGGGAGGUGUUUGGAAGAGGCUCUGUGCUGUGUUGGCUGUUACCGUUCCAGUCCUCUCCCCCGUCCGCUGGAGGAAUCAGUUACUCACCUGUUCCUGAUUACGAUGUGUAAAGAUGACCGACGUCAGCAGUACUUUACAGUUUUAAUGAUGAGAGUGUUUAUUAAGUGUAGCACUGUGUGUUAUGUAGUAGCUCUUAAUCUGCGUACAUACUCAAGUACGCACACACUGUUAUCAAGUCGCAAGAGC